This is a messenger RNA of Sodiomyces alkalinus F11, 1024 nucleotides long. RefSeq lists its product as hypothetical. Bases 296 to 808 code for a protein of 170 amino acids. The transcript has a single exon. The record is from RefSeq and is a predicted model, not a curated record. Lineage: Eukaryota; Fungi; Ascomycota; Sordariomycetes; Glomerellales; Plectosphaerellaceae.
CUCUGCAGCCGGUGAAUGCGAACCCGUAGGAUUAUUCCGUAUUGCACGCAAGCCACGGCUGCGUCACAUGUACGGAGUAAUUACAUCCGAUCCGCUCCCGUCGUUCGUCCAGAUUUCAAGUCUUACCCUGGGUGCUGCUCUCACGGGAAAAGGUCAAGCAAGACAAGAUAAGGAAGGCAUCCGUCUUUGAACGAUGUUCCUUUAGAGUUACCCAACCUUGCGGGUUGCAUGCAUCGAACUUCUUGGUUCGUUUUCCAGAAACGCACGCCUUAUUCGCAACGUCCCAAGCCCUGCAAUGCUGCUUACCUUUUUUUUUGUAUUGCCGGGUCGAUCGGGCAGAUCUGCUUUCCCGUUGGUAGGGUUUCCCCUUUCCAGAAGUCGCGCCGGUCGAAGAAGCGGCAUUCGCGGCCCUAUGGACCCGAUCUUGACCGUAUCUCCACCUCAACCGACCGCAACCAGACGGUUAUCUGCCUUUCGUUGGGGGGCCCGUUUCGCUAGCAACGUGGACCUGAUGCGAAGAAGAUUGGUUCUAGAAAGCUUCUGGGACAUUCUGAGGACGCUUCCAUGCAUUAAAGUUCUAAUUAGGUACUUCGUACGAAUACAACGUACGGUAUGUGCCAUAUCCAGGGUUCCUCGACCGCAACGUGUUUAUCCGUACCGACUUGCGCGCCCGGGUCCCCCCUUUCCUUUUUUUAAUUCCCACUGCCGACUAACAGGAAGCUUAGCGAACCAUGCGAACGAACCCAUGCUUGGAAAUGAAAUAAUUAGUUUGUACUUAUCUUUACGGCUGUCAGGCUCCAGCGCAUGAACCAUAGAAAUGAGAAAUAUCGGAGAUAGCAUAUUGCGUAUCGCAUUAUCGAGAUCAGGCCCCGGUGGAGAGCGAGGGACUGAGAUUGCUAUCACGACUCGGAUUUUGCCGCCUUGCCGGCACGGUACGUUGAUCAAUACAGAUGUGACAGGGUACUUGAGUGCCGUCAUAUGUAGACGAGAUCCGCAUAAUUGGGGGCGUCAACUAUGGACUAAU